GUCAUAAGCGUCGUGUCGCGUCUCUCCCGCAAACGCGGACAGGCGGCCCGCGCAGAGCGAUUUCCGGCGACACGAGAGCGCCACGCGAAAACAGUAGCCGGCGGACAGCACCGCGGACGGACACCGCGCGUACCCAUCGACACGGCGUCGUUGCGUCGCGACACGCCGACCACCGACCUGCAGUCCGUAACCGUACGACGCACCGAAACGGCCACGGCCGGUCCGACACUCUCGAUUACCGCGUUAUGUACACGGGUAACCGCGGAUACCGUGCCCGAUAACCGCGAUUCCAUCGGCCGCCGCCGCAUAGGGACACCCACCGCGACCACGGAUACCGUAGGCGAAACGUCCACGUCGUCAUGUAUUCGGCCCACUACAACGGAUUCACGUUUCAAGGUAAGUCGUCCGGCUGUAGUAAAUCGUAAUGUAAUAAUUACAUAUAAAUAUUCGAAUCGUAUUUUAUGCAAAAAAACAUCCCCGUUUUAGGUUCGGUUAUACGUAUACGUUAUUUUACCGGACAUCAUUCCCGUCGAAAUUCGUCGUUCACCGACAGACGCGAUAUGAUUCGCAGACAGUCCUUCACUAACUACAACGUAGUGUAUAGAAUGCAUUCGAUUAUCGCAUCGAGUUUCAAAUCAUUCGAACGCACGUUAUCGUUAAUCAUAUUUCAGUCUGAUCACAUAUUUAAAUACACACCGUCAACUAUACGUUUGAUAACCGACAGUAACAUCAAUGCCACAAAAAUCCAUACGCCUAAUAAUGUCUGUACGAAAAUGUAUUAAAUGUUUCAUUCGUUUACAAAUCGAAUAAAUGGUUAUGAAUUAUGGAAUUGAUUGUAGUUUUGGACCCAUGUGAACAUAACAUACGUUUUGUAUAACAUAUAGUAUCGUAUUAUGAACUUGAAAAAACCGAAAAAAAAAAGAUAUUUGUAUGUGUCACUACAGUUAAAGUCUCCCAAGUACUUUACUGCGUUAAACAUAAUAAUUACACCGUACGGUUGUGCGGUGAAUUUCGAAAACCAAAAUCGUAAACAACAAGAUACAUAUUUUAAUGAACAGUUGACUUUUAAAUGCACAGAACAUAUCACAGAGUUAUAAAUACAAUUAAAAGACGCAUAAUUGUGAAAAAAGAAUAAAAUCUAAAAAAGGGAUAGUAAUUAUAAUAUAAGAAUUAAGCAUCGAUUAUUUUUAAUUGCGUAUAGAUUACCUAUUUAUUCUACUCCUGUAUAAACGAAAUAUUAUAUAAUUUAAACCAUAGUACAAAUUAUUUUAAUUUUAAUAAUACAAUAUUAUAAUUUUAGAUGCUUAAUCGAUUUUCAAGUGAAAAUGCUCCAAAAUUGUAAACCACCGGCACCUCCAUUAAAAACCGUAGAUUUUUUUUAUCUGGCAUGGCGGUACGAAUUUAUUAUGUUUUACUUAGAAUCGUUUUUCUUUGUACAAUGAAUAAUUAUAUAGCUGUUUUCAGUGAAUAUACUUAAUUGUAUUAGCCUAUAUAAAACCGUAAACAUAUUUUAUAGACUAUAGUUUUGCACCUAACAAACUUCCCAUCUACAACAUAAGUGACCUCCCCUGCUUCUCAUGAUGCCGAAGUACAUAAUGUUCAUGAUUUUUUGGUAAUCAUAGUAUACCAACAGUAUUCUCAAUAUAACAAAAAUACUAUUAUAAUCAACAGUCAUCAUAACUGGCGAUAAUUGGAACAAUUGUUUAGAGUAAUCAAUCACAGGCUAUUGCUGUUGAUGUCCAACAUUGUCUAAAUUGAACUAUGUAUUACUUCAGGUCACUCUAAUAUAGUAGAACAAUGAUUAUUGAUAAAAAGCUUGAUCAAUAACAUAAAUUUUAAAUUUCAAUACCUAUAUAAGACUUGCUUUUAAGGGGAUUGCAUGCGACCUGCUUUUUUUUUUUAUCAAACUUGUUUGUAGAGAUCCGAUUUCAAUCAUUUUUGUUUAUUAAUUUUUUUUUUUUUUGGAAAUAUGUGUACAUUUUACAUUGAAUUUAGAUUUUAACCAGGAUUUUAAAAUCACAUUUCCAAACGCUAUAAAUAGCGUUUGAAAAUUCGUGAUAUUUGUUAGAUUUAUUUUCUGUGGGUUUUGAAAAAAAAAAAACGAAAUCUGACGUCUACGAGGUAAAUGAGUUAACCAAACCAUUUUUUGAGCGUAUUAUAUGCCUAUAAUUGACUGAUUAAAAGCUAAUUGCAUUUUUCGUUAAGAAUUUUUGAGACUUUUUAAUUAUAAUAAUUGAUCUUUUAAAUAAUACAUACAUUUUGCGUAAAUAGCAUUAUUACACGUAAUAUAAAAAAAAAUCUUUUGAAUAUACUCGUAGGUAUAAAUCUGAUGUCGGCUAACGAUAUAUUAUGAUCGAAACGAGAUCGCAACAUUAUAAAUUAUUACCACUAUUUAUUAUAGGCCAAGGGCGUGUGAACCAGCUGGGCGGCACGUUCAUCAACGGUCGUCCGCUGCCUAAUGUGGUCCGGUUAAAAAUCGUGGAAAUGGCCGCGGCCGGAGUACGGCCCAGCAACAUAUCCAGACAGCUCAAAGUAUCGCACGGGUGCGUGUCCAAGAUCCUCAACAGGUACCAGGAGACUGGCAGCAUUCGACCGGGAAUAGUAAACAGUGAUCACGUCCAAGUAAACAUAAAACAUUUAUUAUAUUAUACUAUAGUUAUACAUUCUAUAAGCGAUUUUUCCAAUCACCUAACUAUAUGUUUACAUCACGAAUAGAUUCCAGAAUCUGUUUUCUUCUCAGAAACAAUGCAUUACGAGCAAAAUAAUUCACAAUGUGUAUAACUAUAAUUCUAUAUAAUAUAUAACCACAGUCCACAAGUUUAUUUUUCAUCUACAUGCAGUGGCGUACCCAAGAAUUUCCUAUAGGAGAGGAUAUAGCAAAUUAGAAUCGUAAAAUUUUCUCUACCUAACUCGGCUAUAGGAAUUGGUAAUUUAAAAGCCGGGUCCUCAAAAAGACCAAUUUAUAAUUAAUAAAUCAUGUUUUUCUCGUAACUUAGCUAAAAUAUAUGGAUUUAAAUAUGAAAUAACUUAUAUUUUUUGUAUUUUUAAACCAACGGGGAGAGAUAUAACCACUAACCUCCCCCCUGUGUACGCCGCUGCUUAUAUAUAACAUAAAGUCCUUUAUUCAUGAAUGAUAUUAAAUUUUUCCUUGAAGUUAACUCUCGUGAUAAUUGUUUUAUUCUAUAUUCUGAAUUAAAUAACUUAUUUUCAUGGGUCCAACAGCUAGGAUUGUCUCUUAACUUGGAAAAUGUCAUGUUAUGACUUUAUCUAGAAGUAUAAUUCCGAUACAUUAUCAAUAUUAGAUUACUGGUGUUUUCAUUAAGCGUGUUUUCUGUUACAAAUAAUUAAAACGUCAUACGCCGUGCCACCACACCCUACCUAAACUUAAGAGUUGAAUAUCUCGUCAACGGUUUGACAGAAAUCAAAAAUUUGAACACCAAAAUCUAUUUAAAUUAAUAUUUCAUGUAUUUAUGGAAUUUUCUUUAUAGAUUUUCAUUUGCAAAACCAACGUUGGUAUCACCACAAGAUAUUUUUAAAUGCUGUAAAAAAUCUAAGUAUUCGAAAAUAUCGUUUUUAACUACAUUUAAAAAUUCCAAAAAUCAGAAUUUGAAUAUUUCAAAAUUUAACCAAGAAAUCGGGUGAGCACGCUUAGUGAAUCACCCUGUAGUAUUUCAUUAAUACAUUUGGUAUAUUUUCCCGUUUCUCCUCCAUUUUUUUUCGGUUUUACAUUUCAUGAGAAAACUCCUGAAAAAAUCGAAAAAUAACCCCGCUAAAGUUCCCACGCCGAUUUUCUUUCAUAAAAGUUAAUACACUUAAAAAUCGGAGCAAGAUCUCUAGUAGAAAAGUUAUUUACAGAAAAAAAAAAUUAUCUUUGUAAAACCAUAAGCUUCCUCAUUCCACUCCAAACAAAAUUGAAAAUAAAAAAAACAUUUUUUUCCAGUUUUUCCUAAAUACUAUGAAAACUUCUUUAAAAAUCAAAACAAUCAUAUUAUUAAAUUACCACCUUAAUAAAUAAUUUUUUCAAGGAAGGUAAUAAAAAUCGAGCAAGGUUUCAAAUAGAUAUUUUAACACAAUAUAUAAUAACAAAAAAAUAAAAACAAAAUAAUCAUUGUAAAACCAAUACAUAUUCCUCGUUUCGCUCAGAAUCUAUAAUGUUCAAUAUUCAGUAUAAUAUAGAGUUUAAAACUGUACAAAUAAACUAUAUCAAAGCAAUUAAUCAUAUAUCGUGAUUUGUGAUAUAAAUCAGUUAUAAUUUAAUUUUUUUUAAAAACCAUAAAAUGUCAGUCUUUAAAACGUUAAGAAAACUGGAUGCUUAUGAUUUUUAACUUAACUAUAAUAUUUUAACGAGUUAAUGUCCGUCAUUGUCAUUAACAUUUGUAUUUAUAAUAUAUGAUUUCUUUUUGGGAGAUGGAGAGUGUGAGAAUAAUUUUAUUUAUUCUUAAAUAAAACGAAUUGUACAAAAUACCUAUAUAAUAGAGAAGUAUCCAACGUUUUGAAGGAAAGAUUUUUGAAAAUUUCACUACUAAAAUAGGUAAAAUAGGGGGUGAAAGUCAAAAUGUUUGGGAGAAGAAAGCACUAAAUUUGACCAAAAUAGACAAUAUACAAUACACAAUUACACAUAAUAAAUUAACUGUACUGACAUGAAAACGGUCGCAUAAUACAUAUAGUAUUAUACAAAGUGAUUCACUAAGCAUGCUCACUCUAUUUUUUUGGUUAAAUUUUGCAUGUAUUCAAAUUCUGAUUUUUUAAAUUUUUAAGUAUAGUUAAAAACGAUAUUUUCGAAUACUUAAAUUUUUCAAAACAUUAAAAGUUCCAUUAAUAGACGGAGUACUGUUUUAAAUACAUUUUGGUGUCAAAAUGUUUGAUUUACGUCAACCCGUUGACGAGAUAUUUCAGUUUUAUGUUUUGAAAGAGGGAAAGUAGUGGAGUAUCAUUUGUGUGGCGACACAACGCGUGGCGUUUUAUUAUUGCACCUAUAGUCUCCCCUACCUAAACUUAAGAAUCAAAUAUAUUGUCAGAAGUUUGACGGAAAUCAAACAUUAUAUUGUUAUUGUUUUUUUUUUUUUAAUUGUUGCCUUACAGUAUAAUAAUUAUAAUUAUUUUUUAUCUAAUCAAAAAAAGAAAAUAUUAUAUUAUAGGUAGUGAGUUUUUAUAAACUUUCUAGACAUUGCAUCACAAUUAAUAUUUAAUAUAACAUUAUAUAUAAAAUAUAAUAUUUAUUAUAUUAUGUUUAAAAUAUAAAAGUAUCUGAUAUAUCAGUUCGUGUACCUUAACGCUAAUAUAAUAAUGUAACCCCUACACUUUUCAAAAAUCUAAAAUAUUGUGUUAUCUUCAAUUAGUAAUUAAUUUUAUAAACAAUUUGAUUUAAUUUAUACGUAUGUCUACGUUAUGUACAAUAUAUUGGUUAAAUAUCAGGCAACAGGGUUUCAGCCGAUACCUUAUAGUGUAUCGGUUAAUAAAUUCAAUAUCAUUUCGUAGUUUUCAAUUUCAAAAACCGAAUCGGUGAUCGGUUGUGUAUCGGAAAAAAGUUCAUAUCAGCACAUUAUAAUUUAUUAUUUAAUAUUAUGUCAUAUGAAAUUGUUGUUGAAAAAUAAAGGAGAUAAAAGCUACGGCGGGCGUUCAGAGUUGAGACGUUUUUUUAGGUGAGCGCAAGAGACUUUAACGAACGACACUGCUGCGAUAUUAUUAUAGUUAACCUAUAUGGUAAAGGUACUUUGAAUUAAUUUAAAUAAACGUCGCGAAGGCGAUAGAAAAAAAAAAACCAUUAGAUAAGAUAUAAAUUAUUCUGUUAGUACGCGCGCGUGCCCCUUUACUGUAUAAUUAUAUAGGUAUUUACGGUGUUCGAAUAUUAUUUUUUAAAUAAAUUAUUGGCGAAACAAAAAAAAAAAAAAAUGGCCAAUAAAUCAGGCCGACUAUAUAACAUAAUAUAUAUAUAAGUGAUGAUGAAGACGUCGUCAUCAUCGUUUCUUGUUCCGAUGGCUUUAAGGGAUUUUCGGGACACAUUGUGAAACUUGUAUACAGUGUAUAUACGAGAUCUCAUGAAUAUUUAGUAACUACACCUUUUAUUUUUUUACAUUUUAUACAUAUUUUUUUUUUAUAAUUUUAUAUAGGUAUAAUACUGCACUCGCACACACACGCCAUAAAUUCCUGAUCAAUCAUUUUAGCUGUUGGCAUUUCUGUUUUUUUUUCCUUCGUCUUUAAUAGACCCCCCACAACAUGCGACGAACCGCCUGCGCGCUGCUAUUAAUUAAUGGACCCCGACGAGUGUUUCGGCGUGUUUGUGUGCGUGUACGACACAUUCCUCUCUUUCUUUCUCUCUUUUCUUUCUCUCUCUCUCUCUUUUCCUCUCCUCGGCUUCACCUAUUCGCCUUAUAUACCUGUCCGUAUAUAAUAUAAUAUCGUAACAUCACCAGACAAUCCGGCUCCAAGCCGCCGUACGUGUGUAUUAUGGCCCAUUGUUUUUUAUAGUCGGUAAUAAAAAAAAAAUAUAUAGAAAAAAAUAUCCCGAGAUAAUUUCGGCAAUAUACACGUCCCGUUGCAUGUUGUUUCUCGUCCGGCUGCUGCUGCAACAGCGGUAUUUCUUGCACGCCCCGAGUUAUUAGCCGUUAUCAAAAAAAAAAAAAAAUUAAAAUUAAUAAUAAUAAUGAUAAAAUGUUUUCAAAUAAUAUAUCAAAUUAUUUUUUUUUCUACGUUUUUCGUCUCGUUAUGCAUAAUAAUAAUAAUCAUCGAGAUCCCGCAUUUAGCAACGUUGCAGUGUUUCCAUAAAACAUUAUAAUCAUACAUCUAUUUUCGUACACCCAUACCCGCCUUGUUGCAGCAUAAUAUUAUUAUUUAAAACAUUAUUAUGUUAUUCACGCUAUGGAUACAUAUAUUAUAAUUGCUAUUAUAUUGUUUUUUAACGGAAAACAUAAAUUACCGUAUCGAUAAUCAUAGUUAUAUACAUUAUUAUUUAUUCGUUUUGUUUAUAGAAAAACUGUUCGAAACGAACUUCUUACUGUUCGGAGGAAGUUAUUAGAGACACGGCCAUCAGAUCAGUGGACCGUCAUAGUAAUUACUCAAUCGACGGAAUACUGUCAGGUAAGAGCAUUUUUAUUCGGAUUACAUACUAACAGAUUUGAGUUAUCAUCGCCGAACUGUACUAUUGCUGCCUGCAGGUUGCCUUCAAACGUUUUCGAAAUCUGAAAUUUCGUAAUAAAGAUCAAUAAUUAGCUCACAAACCAAAAAAAAAAAAAAAAUUUUAAAAAUUGAAUUUACUAUUCAUUUUAUACAUUUGUGUAAGACAUCUACAUUACAUUUCCAUAUAUUGAUAUGAUUUAUAUUUUAUGGUCAUAACAUAAAAUUAAGGAUUUUAAAAUUUAGACAGAUUGUAUAAAACACGGAUACAAUAUUAAUAUUGUACAAUAAUAAUCUACAAUAUGAGGUAUUACAGCCAAUCUAGGUUACUCAGAUGGUGUAAGUACCUUGAAAUAAGAUUAGCUAAUUCUUAGUAUAACAAUAAUGUAUUCGUUAUUGCCGUAAUUUAUUUGCGUCUAAUUAAAAAGUUUCCAAGUGAUCGUUAUAAUAUUAAAAAGAAUCAACAUAACUAUACGCAUAAACGGUAAAAUAUAGAUCAAGUCGCAAUAAUACGAUGAUUAAUACCUGUACCAAUUAUCAGGUGAUCAAUAUUUAAUUUGCUACAGUCUAAUUUUCAGACUCUAAGUGUGUAACGAGAUUUUACUGAGAUGUUUUUUUGUUUUUAUUUUUUUCGGUUAGUAAAAUUGCUCAAGAUUCUAUUCCCGUCGUACUUAAAACGAUGCUAAUUUUUGGUUAGAUGGUAUUUAUUAUAUGAUAAUAAUUUUACUUUUUUUCAAAUUAUUCAUUUAUUUUUGGCGAGGAUGAAAUGUAUCGUUACUGAUAUACUGAUGAUGAUUAAUUAAAUUACACUGUGUCCUAUACCGUUUAAACUUCUAAAAUACAUUCAAAAAUGAAAUUUAAAAGUACAUAGUUUUGUACAAAUAGGGAAUCAUUAUUCGUUAUAAUAUUCCAAAGCGAUUGAACAGAUUUGGAUUAAAUUUGGUACACAGAAAAAAUAUGUUUUGGAUUAACACACAUAGUUUUUAUCCCGGUUAUACGUUCCUGUCAGAUAAUUUACAAUAUUCUCAACUAGAUUUUUAGCCUCGAAAUAGAAAUGUAAGGAUUUUUUUUUAUUUAUUAUGCGAGUAUGACAGUAAAGUUUAAAUAAACGAAAAAAUGAAUUAAUAUAAUUCUUCCGCGAUAAUAUAUUAUCACGAUAUACUAUACAAUCGUUUAAUAAUUUCGGUACAAUGUUGGAAUAUAUAAUAUUAUGUUUUAAAAUUAUAAUAUAUAUUACUUUAUAUAGUAUAUAUAUACACUCGUUUGACGUGAUGCAUUAAUUUUCGAAAUUCGCGUAACCGCACUAAAUCACCCGUGCUGCAAAACUGCAGAAAAACACGCAAAUUAUCAGAUAAAUUACCUAUAUCGUACUCGUGUAUAAUGUAAUAUAAAAUUGCUCAUUAUGUUCAAUUUAUCGUCUAUUAAAUUUGUUCCCACGUGUAUGUAGAUAAAACGGUAUAUAAUAAUAAUAAUAUUAUACACUAGUUAAAUAAUCGCAGCGGAUUAAUUUAUGUCGUAUUCGGGACUUGGCUUUUUUUUUUUCUAGUACGCGUUCUGACAUAAAUCUUAAAAAAAAAAAUAAUAAUACCAGGUACUCGCGGAGCUCGUUUAUAAUAAAAAUUAUAUUUUUUAUAUUACACAUUAUGUCUCGUGGUCGAACACGGUUGGCACGAAAAAUAAUAAAAUUACGCGGGAGUCCGCGUUUCCCGGCUUUUAUAUAAUAUUAUUAUAAUUUUUAUGUAUCGAACACACCUUUUUACUCGGCGACCGCGCACAGAAACUCACGUGGUUAUUAUCAUUAUUAAUAAUAUAAUUUUCACUAUCAUUAAAAACGUUGUCGCAGUGUACAUAAUGCACUAUGUCGGUAGGUACCUAAUAUAUGUAAACAGGUAGGCUACGCAACAGGUCACCACCCGACAAUAAUGAUAAUGGUUAUUUUUCGACUCGCUAGUUACAGUAAUAGUACGGGUCUAAAACGGUUUGGCGAGAACACCACCAGAGUGUUUCGGGACACGAUCGAUCGCCGAAAACCGAAUAAUAUAGUAUACAACAUUAUAUUAUUAUUAUUAUACUUGCUGGUCGUCGACAACAACGACGGGGUGCACCCGGUAUAAUUGACCGUUUUUCGGGCGAAAACAUCUCGCAGCCGCGACCGCUCCGGAAUGCUCCCGUGAAAAGUACAUUAUAUUAUUAUGAUGGAGUCUAUAUAUUAUGUACUACAAAAAAAAAAAAAAAAUUUCCAUUAAUCACACCGCGGCUAUUAUUUAUAUCGCGUCGUCGUAUAUGAAGACCACGUCGCUGCUCUGUUAUUCUGUUGUAUGCAAGUAGUGUAAUAUUGUCGUCGGGUAUCUCGGCAGCGGCCGCGGCUACCGGAUCGCCGAACAAAAAUAUUAUCUUAUUAAUGAUUUCACAACACGUCAUGCGCAGACGCGGGUAUCUGGCUUCCGGAUACUAUAAUAAUAACACGAUGUGGGCGCAUCAUUAAGUAUUGCACAGCAGCUUAUACAUUUCAUUAUAUUAUAUAGGUUCGGUGGCAUUUUUCGGACUUUGCGGGAUACCUACAAAAUAUGUGUAUAAUAUCGUAUACGCGUAUAUUCCGUCCCGCUGUUUUAACAAUCGUAUCGUAAACACAUAAUAUAGUAAUAUUUUAGAACGUAUCAACCCGGCAGCACGUUUAUAAUAUUAUAGUGGGUAUAAUACGUGUUUGAAUAGUAUAUAUUUUAUUUUUCCACCCUCUGGUGAUAUAAAUUGUUUCUUUUCGAGUGGACAUUUCGGGAUCUUUAUUACACGCACAACUACUAUAUGUGUAUACCGGUAAUGGAACAUUCAUUUCACACCGAAUCAGAAAUAAGUUAUUGGCGAGAUCGAUUGUUAGAUCUGCUAUCAGCUAUAAAUAAUAGUACAUCAAUACCUAUUAUAUAUAAAAUAUAAACGAUUCAUACACAGCGUAAACGAAAUUGAAAUUAGGUCUGAAAAUUCGAUUUAUAGAAGUUUUUAGAUUUGUCGAAAGUUUGAAUUAUUAAGAGAAAACGAGAAAUAAUUCGAAUUAAAGAGAGUGUAAACAUAAUACCACAUAUUUAUUAUAUUUAAAUUUACUUUACAUUUAUUAUUUAUUAUAUUAUUACAUAUUACAUAUUAUAUUAUAGUCGAUUAUCGUCAAGAAAUAACAAAAAUUAGUUUUCUUCUCCUUCGCCUUCAUUCCAACUAUUUGGUAUCUGCUACCUACGUCUUAAACUUCCACUUGCUUCGAUCUCCUACCUCAAAUGCACUUGCUGUCUUUGAAUGUUCUCAUACUAUUCUCAAGAACACCCAAUAACCUCUUUUUGGGUGUUCCUUUUCCUUUUUUCUUUCUACGUUUAUUUGCAUUAUUAUUCUUACUGCUUCUGAUUCCUCUAUCCUCAUGAUAAGCUCAAAUCACCACAGUCUAUCUUCUCUCACUUUUCUACAAUCGAAGAUAUGCCUAUAUGCUACCUCUUAUGUACUUGUUCCUUAUCAAAUUUUCUCUCGUCAUUUCACUCAUCCACUUUAGCAUUCUCAUCUCUAAUACACUCAUUCUCCGUCCUAUUUUUCUGUCUAUACCACUCAAUACUCCAUAUAAAAUAACAUAAUGGGUCUCACCACACUCUUAUAGAACUUACCUUUAAAUCUCUUUGGAUUUUUCUUAUUACAUAAAACACCUGACGUUUCUUUGCACUUUAUUCAGACACCAUUAAUUCUAGGUUAAAUAUCCUCUUUUUAUUUUGUUCCUGUAUACAUCCGAAAUAGGACAAUUUUCCCCAAGUCUUCUUUAGGACUCAUCAAAUUAUUUUACUGAUAAAUCAUACGCUAUCAUCUUUGUUAUUUUUCGAUGCUAAAAUUAUAUGUUCUUAGUACUUAUACAGUAGUUAAAUCUAACGAAUACGAGUAAGAAUUAUAUAAAUUCGAAUUUAAAAGCGUAUUUCUCACCGUUUUACACAGACACACGAGGGUAUUAAUCGAUUUUUUUGUUUUAUUUUAAACGAUUCUUCUUUGAUUUUUUCAUGUUUCAAAACAUACGGGCGUGUGCUUAUUUAUCCAAUUCGAGUUCGGGCUAGGCAGUAUAUAUAUAUAUACGCAAAUGAUUUUUCAUCGAUUAAAAAUUUAGUUUUAGGUUUGCACUUGGAAUAUUAAUAUUUUUGGAGAAGUGCCGGGUUUAAACCGACAAAAGAGGAUAAUGUUUUAUAAAAAUUUUUAUGAAAACUUUUUAAACUGACUAUAGGUUACGUUUCGGGCUUAGCCAAACUUGGAUAGCGGACAUAAUCCGGUAAUUGAUACUUGGAAUAUACCGAACCCUGGGUACAAUAAUACUGUCUGAAGUCACAAGUGAAACACAUUAUUUCGGAAUGCCGAUCGCAGUUGACGAUAUAUUUAUAAUGUAUUAUAGGUACGCUUACACCUAUACUGGACGGACAUCGAUCAAUUUUCGACGACGAUAGAACGAUUACAAUGACGUAGGAUCGCACAAAUAUAAUAUAAAAUAUUCAUAUAUAUAUAAAACGAUAUUCGCGGCGGUACUGCAUAUUAUACAGCAACUUCUCGCGGCGGCUAUUGUUAGAACCGCGAUGAUAUUAUUAUUAUAUUCACAAGCACGAUAUUCACGAGAAGCGGACGAAAAAUCCAUGAAGUGACCUGAAAAACGAAAUUACAAUGAAGUGUCGACGGACUGUCGUGAACCGCGCACAUAUUAUGCUAUAAUAUUAUAAUAGCGCACACGUGGAGAGAGAAGGGCGUUCGGUUAGUAUUAAAAAUACGCCGCCAAUAGAGUGGUCGGCGAUCGUUGGACGAUGUAUAUUAUAAUAAUAAUAUUAUUAUUAUUAUGUACAAUAUGGGACACGAUAAUAAUAUACUGCGUGCGAGAAUAUGUAUAAUAUAUACAUAUAUGUAUGUAUAAUAUCCGACGACAACGACAAUAAUUAAACAAAAUGUAAGAAUAUUAACCUUGAAGUUCCUAAAAAAAAAUUGAAAAAAAAACGACACGAUUGUGCGUGUUUAUAUAUACGAAAAAAAUAAUGGUGAAAAUUACGAUUUUUGAACGUCACAAAUGCUAAUAAUUAUAAUAAUAAUGCAAGUAUACUCAAUGCCGCACAAUAACGAAAUAUACCGACGAUAAUAUUAUAUUUUACUUCUUCUAAUUCUUCUUCGUCUAGACCUAAAACGGAAAUUCGGGUCCUUUACCCCUUCGAUUACGCUUAAAUCUUUAUUGCUCCAUAUAUUAUAGUUAUGAGGUUUUGUCGAUCUCUUCCUACUAAGUCAAUCCAUUUCGGACGUGAUAGUCUCAUUGGCCUCUCGAAUAGUCUUAUGCCAAUAAUUGACUUAACUUUUCUCAUCAGUCUUUCUCUCAAUCACCACACGUACUGUACUAUUCAUUCCAGUCUUUUAUAAGAUGGGAAUUACGCGUGCACGGCUUAUUGUAAAUAUGUCGUAGUAAGUUUUAAUAUUACCUAAAUACAGUAUAAACCACUUAUUAGGAACACGGUUAAUUAACAUAAUUAAAACAAAAUGUUUCGGGCUGGCUGUAUAUUAAAACAUUCAAAAUCAAUUAGACUAUAAAAUAGCACGUCAGUUCUUUAUAACAGAAGAGAAAAUCUGGAAUGCAGUUUUGAAUUUUCAAACAAGCUGACACUGAUGAUGUAGAAAAAUAAAACAGCAAGAAACUCCAACAAAUAAAGAAAUGUGGAAGUUUUUGUAGAAUCUCUUAAUAUGUCAGUGUGUGUCCUCGGGAAAACACCGUGCAGAUAAAAAAGACUGUAUAACUCAAAUAAAGCAGCAUAAUUCUUAUAAAGGCAUGCUCAAUAAGUUACUCCAAACACACAAAUAGACAUCGAUGUUAUCAUUAUUUUUAUACUACUAGUAUUAAUAUAGUUCAAUAUUAUGUGUAUAGCUCGUUUGUAAAUUAAAAUAACUUUUAAAAAAAAAUCAACGUCUAAACACACACGAUGUUCAUGAUUUUAAAUUUGAUUAUAAGUCAAUUUAUUAUAAUAUUAAUACUAAUAAGAGAUAUGUCAUGUGUAUCAAAGCCGAAGACGGCGCAUAUUACAGAUAUCACGUCUUUAGUACAAUUUUCUUGUUUAACUGCUUAAUAUUUUCAUCAUUUUGCGGUUACUAUAAAUUUUUUUUUGAUAAGUAAAACUAACAAUACAAAUAUUGGGGAUAUAAAUAAUAACUAGGCAAAUGUAAAUGAACUCUUCUCCCCGGGAAUCAUAGAAUUAUUUAUUAUUAUAUUAUGUCGUAACGACAUAUUUUCUGCGUAAUAAUAUUUUGGGGUGAAGAUUAGUAGUUGUUCGUUGUUCUGUACUGCAGGUGACAAAAAUAGGCGAGUCUGCGAACGUAGAAACGAGACCGUUAAUUUAUUUUGCAAUAAUAUUCUUUCAGAGUCGACAAUGCGUUUAAUUAGACGUCGUACGUCGUCGUCGGCAACGUAUGUGAUAAGAAAUCAGUCAUUAAGUGAAAGUUUAAAGAACGGUUUACAUUUUAAAUGCAUAAGUAAUAACGAAAGAAAUAAUAAUGCACGUAAUUGGUUUGGACGCUAAAAAAAAAAAAAAACACGAAAUGUUAUUAAUUAUUAUUAUCAUAAAAACAUGUUUAAAGACGAAAAAUGUCAUACAGACAGACUGUUGUUAUUAUAAUAAUGGUCCAAAAAUUGGAUAAUAAUAAUUAAUUUGAUUUAUCGACAAAUAUGACGGUUUGAAUAUAAUAACAGUCGGAAGAUCUCUAAAUAAAAUAGUACCAAAGUACAUAAUGAGAUUAAGUAUAGGUAAAUAUCGUUAAGUGUAUCUGCUCAACAAGUAGAAUUAAUGUAAUUUAAAUUAAUCCGAAGCUUAAACAUGGUAACAAAAAAAAAAAAAACUCUACGUUCGUUUUCAUCGGACGUUCAAUAUAAUAAUAUCAUAUUAUAGAACAUGAAAUCGAUGUUAGCUAUUUAGUAGCAUGAUAAAGGUACAUUAAAUAUUAGAUUAAAUAGGUAGUUGUAUAGGUUAUCUAAAAAAAAUGAUACAAAAAUAAUCUAAACGAUAUCGUAUACCUGAUAUGUUCCAUUGUGUUUAACGUGAUAUCAAAGGAAAAAAAAAACAAAUCCAAAUUGAUUACAUCACACCUAUAAUAUUGUUUCCACGGAGUUAAAUAAUAAUAUAAAAUUAAUUAUCCACUUAGUAUAUCUGAUAUUAUAAUGUUAACAAAUAAUAAUAAAAAAAAAAAAAAAGAGAGCUGAUACUGGGUUGGGAGCGGCCGCUGUUGUAGGUGAGAAGUUGGGAAGAAUAUAAUACUAUAUUGUAAUAUUUGUAAUAUUCUUACGUUAAACUAAGCACAUAAUUUUAUUUUUCAUUUUAACGAUCACAGUAUUUAUGGCCAAAAUUAAAAGUAUACAGCGAACGUUAAAAUAUAAUAUAAUUAUUACAAUCUAUUGUUGUUUAUUUUUUUUUUUGCAUUGAUUAACAAUAUUUUCGUUCGACUGGUGGGAGGCAAAGGACGAAGGUAUAUCCUGUAAAUCGUUGUACGGUAUGGAUGUCGAACCGUAAAACAUUGUGGUUAUUACCACAUCACUAUAAUAAUAAAACAUGUAUUUCGAAAACAACUUCAUCCUAACAGCCUGUCCGGUUGGUGAUGAACAACUUACACAAAUUCCAUUUUGCAAAAACUAGUUUUACCGAAGUCCUAUAAUGCCUACUAUAAAAUAUUAAAAGCCUACCAUAGGUAAAUUUUGAUUCACUGACAAUUUCAAAAAUCAAUAUGUAAAAACAAUGAAAACGUUAAUGACGUAAAUUUUCUUGUUUCAUUCAAUUAUUAGAAAAAUACAUGGAAAAUCAAAAAAAUGAAACUAACUAAACCUAAACAAAUCUAAAAAAAAAUAAUUUUUUGAAUAAUUUUAUCAAAACGAGUACAUGUUAAAAUAAAUCAAUGAAGUGUUAAAAAAUUAAUAUUUAAUUUUGUCAAAUAAUUAUGUGAUGACAUAUAUGAAUAUAUGAGAAAAGCAAAAUCGGCUAGACCAGCACCUACCAUUUAAAGUCUUGAUUUUUUUCGGCAAAAUAGGAUUCAACGAAAUAGGACAACACAGUCCGGUUUGUCUGUACAGGCUGCCAGAAACCGUUCAGAUGAUUCAUCGUCCAGUCGAUCCUGCAAAAUGUUAUUUACAAAAUUUACUUGGUCGAGUAUAUUUUGACCGAUAAAACGAUCAUAGUUUUAUAAAAAAAAAAAUGUAGACAAAUCAUAUUAUAGCGAACAUAUUAACGUCGCGAUGACCAUAGACAAGGUUUUUAUUUUUUUUUAAAGCAUUUGUGGAGGACUAUAACAAUCUAGAAAGUAUUUUAUCCGGAAUGUAUUUUCCCGAAAAGCAUUUCUCCGGACCGUACUUCUCCCGGAAGAUAAAACUUAAGACCAUAUUUAUCCGAAAAGUAUAAUUUCCUACAGUUUUUAACAAGACUAUAAAUCGCCGGACUGCAUUCAUCCGGAAAGUGUUUUCUCAGAAUCUAAAAACUAAAAUCUCUAUUUUUUUCGGAAUUUAUAUUGAUUAGUUCUAAUACUAACCGGGCGACGUACAACAAGCGUCAGUUCUGAGUGUGCAUACGAUUGCAAAGUACGCGGCCCGGACGAAUACUUUCCGGCGAAAGGAUUUACGGUUUUCCGUUUACCGGACGAAUACGACUGUCGAAGAAAUACGGUCCGGCCGAAUAAUACGUUCUGGAUAAACUCGGUUUUUAUUACGUUUUAGAAAUACGCUUUCCGGAAUUUACAUCCGCCCACGUUGAUAUUUCCUGACGAACGCCGGUCUUCCUCGUUUGGGUUCGGUUCACCUGCUACCGCGUCCGGCGGCGGCGGCGCUAUAAUAAACGCUUUGACGCAAUGUGUUCCCGCGGCAAAACAUUGGCGGCUCGCCGUUGACACGAAACAUUUGUUCAUCAAUAAUGGGUACCUACCGAAAACACGCGAGUCCGUCGCCGACAGACAAUAUAUUAUCAUCAUCGCGCACGUUUCCCGCGGUCGGUGUGUCUCUUGUCCGACAAUCGAAUAUAAUAUUUUUGCGGACGUCGUCGGUCCGUCUACCUGUAUAAUAUGUAUAAUAUUUUAUAUUAUUAUUGUGCGAUAGUAUAACGUCGUCGGCGGCAUCGGCGGCGGCUUGUGUGGUCGGCAUCGUGUCAAAGGACCGAUAAGAAUGAAAAAAAAAAAAAGAAAAAAAAAGAAAACGUUGUUUAGCAAAAGGUGUCGAUGUAAUAAAAACUACUGCAACAAAUUGCCCGUUUGUAUACUAUAUCGUAUUAUUAUUACACUAUAUACGGACGGGAGGAGGGUGGGGGAGUCAAUUUCGGUCGGCGUAUAUUUUCGGUUUUCAUUGACACACGCGGGGCUCGCGAACUCCGCAUAGUAUACACGUACAAUGGUUUACACGAUUAUUAUUAUGCUGCGGGUGACUCGGCGGUGCCGGCGGCCUCUUCCCCCCCCCCCAAAAAAAAAAAAAAGGAAGCCGCGCACCCGGGGCCACCGGGCUAGUGAUGUCAGUGCGACAUAAUGGGCAGCACCGGUGACGCGCGAUCCAAAGACGAGAACGUAUUAUUACUACCUAUUAUUAUUAUUAUUAUUAUUAUGGAAUAUAUAUUAUAAUAUAUACAAAAUACAAUACGAAAAGGCAUUCGCGAGACUGAGACGUGUGUGUGUGUGUGUGUGUUAUUAUUACAACAAAAACGGAGCCCCUCGACGGCGGCGGUGAUAUUAUUUCGUGUUUUUGUCCCCUUUGUCGGUCAAACGAACCGCCGCCGCCGCCGCCGCUGCCGCCGUGGCUCCGCACCGGUGCUACACCGUCGCGAACACCGAACGGGGUAUUAGCGCGUUUGAAUUUACGAGUCGAUUUCCAUUAUUCGCAGGCGUAAUAUCGAUUAUUGUUACAUACCAUUAUCAUAUAUUAUUAUGUAUAUUAUGCGUAUGAUACGUAGGUACCGCUCCACCCAUCGAAUUUCACCGUGAAACGAUACGUUAUCCGUACGCGCGCACCGCGAUGGAUCCAGAAAAAAAUGUCUGUCGAAUAAAAUAUACACCGAGUGAAAACAAAAAAAAAACUUUAGGGCUCGUCGUUUUCGAAAAAACCCAUUUUUUCCCGUUGAGUCCCGGGGGAAAAAAAAAAUGAAUAGUUUAAAUAUAAUUCAUCAUAAUAUUUUGAAAAACUAAUUUUUUUUGGAAAAUAUUUUCAAUGCGAAAAAAUACCACUGAGAAGGUGUAUACGUUUAAUAAUUACAUUUUAUAGGUAGGUACCUAAUAGUUUUAUAGAUUAUAUUGUUUCUAUAAUUUUUCGGAAAUAUAAAAACAAUUCCUAAAGAAUUAAUUUUCCUGUAAAAAAUAGUAUUGAUGUCGGUCUCGGUCUUGCUUUAUUCAUAAAUUUAAUAGAUGAAAUUAAAUACCUAUCGCAGGAUUUUUGUAUAGGAUUUAGUUUGUGAUUGUUAAAACAACUAUAAAAUACAACUUUAUAAUAUAAUGUAGUCAUCUAUAACUAGAUAACUAGAUCACGGAUAACUAGACACAGCAACGGUGGUUUUUAUUAGUGGUUCUAUCCUAAACUUUUUAUCUGCUCGAUCGUCUUCAGGACGAUCUCUAGCAGUCUUGGUAUUAUUUUGAUCCUGGUCUUGCAGACUAAAAUUUUGAUGUUGGUAUUACUAGUGUCAACACUGUCUUUGUCUUGGUCCUGCUGUAAGACAAGACUGCAAAAGCAAAACCAUUUUUGAUAAUAUUUUUUUCGAUUCAGACUAAGAUCUGUUAAUACUUCAAUAAUAGUUAAUUUUUUUUUUUUUUUGAUAUUAAGUAAACUCUAAUUAAUUAAGUGAUGGCGUAGCCACCAGGUAGAACAAGGUCUGCUUAUUUUUUGUCAAAUAAACAAUUUUGGAAAAUUUGAUUUUUCAGUUUUAGAUUCUGAGAUAAAGCUGAAAAGUGCUACAGAUAAUUAGGUUAGGCCCUAAAUUAUGGCGUCGUUUCAGAAUGAAUACCUAGUAUCUCUAAAAACUCAAAAAUGAGUCGUAUACAACAAAAUACACAUAAAAAAAACCCCGAACAAUCUCAGGGAAAAAAAUCCAAGAAGAAUAUGAAUGUCGAAACAGUAUCGCGUAUCAAUUGAUAUUAUUGUCGCCGAAAUACGUCGUUUCUCCGGGUCAGGUGGGAAAAAUCACUCUUUGAGAUAGCUAACGACGAUAGAUACUUAAAGCAGAAGCAUAGCGAGAGGUGUCGCUUUGGAAAUCUAUUAUGCAGAUAACACGACACGUAUAUUCGUAAUAAUAAUAGUUUUUAAUUUUUUUUUUUUUUUUACAAUUAUUAGAGAAUGUGAUCGUGUGUGUGUGUGUGUGUGUGUACAGGAUGCGUAAACGGUACGAGUUCGGAGUAUUCGUAAUAAGCCCUGUUGCAGUUACAAUGACACAUUUGUCUUGGGCUGCAGUAUAUAUUAUUAUUAUUAUAGUGUUGGGACCGACGUAGUAUAAAUAACGAAUGGCAGUGAAAAUAUUAAAUUGCGCACAUAUUAUUAUUAUACAUUUUAUAUCUCUGCCUCUCUCUCCGUUUCGUUUAUGCGAUCGCCGCCGCUGCGCCGCAAUAAAUUAUACAGUUAUAUUAUAUGUACAUUUUUUUCCUAUAUUCCCCUCCUGAUGUUCCGACUGCGCGGUCGUCGGCUACUUAAUCGAAACAGUACGCGUGUGUAUAAUAUUAUUAUUAUUAUUAUUAUUAUUAUAAUAUUAUACGAAUUAUUGUUUGAGAAAAAAAAAAAAACAAAACUCGUUUUGUCCUCAACGAUUAUCGCACCGCCACGCCGCGGCAUUCGUACGGGUCAAAAUGAAAUAUCGUAUCAAUUAAAAAAAAACGUUGUAUUAAUUUAAUUAAAAAAAAAAAUAAAUAAAAUAACCGAGUUGAUUCGCACGGGGUGGCAGACAUAACGUACUCGUAUUAUAAUACGAGAGUUUUUAAAUUAUAGAGUCUAAUAUUAUGAUGAAUUCGUUUGAAUUUCGCAUAUUACGGGUAAGUACCUACCUAUUAUUUUUUUCUAACGAUUUUCCAAAUAUUAUAAUUUAUACUCGUUCUUCUAGUAUUUUAGACGUAAUAACAUAAUAAAUCACUAUCGCAGACACGCUGGAUAUUAUUAGACAAGUGGUUUCUGGCAGUAUUAUCACACGUACCUAAUAUAAUUUUGUUUUUUUUCUAAACAACCGUAGAGUUAUUUCGAUAAUUAAAUAACACGCCGGAAUUAGCGGCAGCUACACACAUACGGUACAAUAUAAUAAUAUUAUUUUAAUUUCUGGCUAUAAAAGCGCGUUUUCUCUUUUUCGGUCACCGUCGGCGUCACUAUAAUAUUCUCGAUCACAAACGAGUUGGAGCACGAUUAAAAUAACAACAAAAAACCAAUUAACUAGAGGAAUAACGCUGUAUGAAAUAAAAAUAAAACUUAAAGAUAACACUAUUGGUGUGCAACACACGUUCACUUUUAUUUCCGCAAAUUUGUAUUUAUGCAAUUAUUAUUAUUCAAUUUUUUGGGGAAAUUUCGACUAAAAAACCAAUACAAAUUUAAUUAGUGCCAGUACAUAUUAUGUAUUCUAUAUCUUCGUCCAGCUACUUUUGUUCGCUUUUAGCAGCUCCCUCUGAAACAAAUGGACACUAACUCGAGAAUUAUAUUUGUUUUGUAUUUGCGUGAAGCGGAUAGUGUUUUAGCAUUCCACAUACAACCGAAUGAAACCAAAAGAAUGACAUUUUUUAUACGCAUGGCGUAAGUACCAAGGAUAUGAUUUUCAGCUUUCAACCCCCACCCCUACCAUUUAUGUGGUAAUGAGAUAAUGAAGAAAAAUUAAGAAAACGGUAUACCGUUUUCUUCCACUGACCGUUUCCGUCCAUUACCAAAAUAAAUACCUAAUGGUCGCCAUCCUAAUGAUAAUUUGUAUACACCUAUAAAUAUUAUUAUUUUCUAUCAAUAUUGUUUUAUUAAAUAGAAAUUUGAAAUUGAGAUUUUCAUAACGAGAAAGUACUUUCAAAAUUUGGUGGUUGCGAGAUCUUCAUAACGAUUAAAAACUAUUAUACGAAUUUGUAUGAUUAAAUUUGUUAUUCUAUUCGGAAGAAAUCGUACGCGAUUUUUCGGAGGUAAAAGCAAAGUGCUUGUAUUUUUAUUCCCCCGGGGAAAACUAACGAUAGUCCGAACAUUCAUCAGUCAUAGCAGUUACAGUAACAUUAUAAUAUAUUUAAAUUUUGGCGAACCGGACAGGCCUAAUAUGAAAUAUACCGACCGGAACGUGUGUGGCCGCGACUUAACCGAUCGAUAAGACUGCGCAUCACAAACACCGCGUAAACACGAAAAAACCAAACGUUUUGCCGGUCCCUCGUUUAUAUAUUGUUCGCUGUUCAUAAUACACUCGUACGUAUUACAAUAAAAUAUAGUAACUAUAAACCUCAGUUUUGGUAUAGUAUACGAAUAUAUAUGCUAAGCACCUUGGUCCGAGGCGUAUUGGUAGUUUUUUCUUCUUUUUUUUUUUUCGCCGAUUGAUUUUCAAUUACAAUAUUAUUGUAUUUUACGUAUACACGCGGGAACGCUCGGACAGUGAUGUAGUCCGAGUUUUUUUUUUCACCCUCCCGAUCCGAACAUUAUAAUAAUGUGCAGGCAUAACAAAUACACUAUCACAAUACCGAACGGACGUUUUUGAUGUGUAUCCGACCGAAUUAUUCGGAACAAACACGCGGUCGGCCGGCGAGCCAGUCGUAUUUAAAAAUCCCUUUUUUUUGUAUAAUAUUAUUUUAUUUAUAACAUGUAUAUUAUAUAUAAAGAUAACUCUAUCCACGUGACGCGAUUUUCACUCGUCGGACACGUUACUAUAAUAUUAUAAUGUCUCGGUCGUCACUAUUGCUCGUGCUAAGCCUAAUUAUUCAAAUCUGACUUCUGAAAUAACGACUGACUGAUUAUACGCGCGAGAUGCGACCAGGGGUCUGGUAAAUCAUCAUCAUUCUUACACUGAUAAUACUCUUAUUAUAUGUAUAUACAAGUACGUCCACGGUACACUCUACGCCGCCGGCGUUGCCACCGAUAGUGGCCAGCGGCUUCCUAUAGUCGCGGUUAAAAAAAUUAAAAAAUACGAAUCCUCGACGAAAAAAAAAAAAAUCCACGACUUCUUUCCGACUCCUCUCGGCAGUAGGUAGGUACUCCUCGUAUACAUUAUGUACGCGCACAAUAAUAAUACUAAUAAUAUAUACGUUUAUCCCGUCGGCGGCUGCGUCUCCGCGUUAUUAAUGGGCAAAGUGCGGGUGGCCCGCGGACCGCGAGUAGAGCGCGCGGCACAAUGGACCGAAAACGCGCCGCUCUCCGACCCAUUGAUCGCGGACAAUAGCCGUUGCCGUCAUGCAAAACACGCCACCCUAUCACUUUCCGACCUCUCCUCAUCGGCUCUUUUUGGCCACGGACGAUUUGCCGACCGAUAUAACACGCGUAUAUACAUACACACACACACACACGUACACAACGUCACAUGGGAUCACUCGUGUGCGCGGUUCGUCUUUUCAUGUUUUCGCCGCGCGCAAUAACAAACGUAAUAUUAUACAACACGAGUAUAACAGGUACUACUAAUAACUCGGGGGCUGGCGAGAAAAUUACAAAAAAAAAAAUUCGCUGCAUAUUUUUACGCGGAGUCCCGAAAUCAGGUUAGGUCACAAAAAAAUAAAAUAGUUCAUUACAUUUUAAAUGCAUUUUUUUUAUUAUUUUUUUUUUUUUUUGUAAAUAUCCAAUUAUGAUUUAAUUUUAUAAAUUAGGUUAAACAUAAAUUAAAUUUCAUUAAGAUUUUAUUUAAGAACGAUAGGAACUGUUUGUUUUCAUUUAUGUUUUGAGAAUGAACACGAACUUCAUAAAUGUACCUUUACUCUUCAGAACAUAUUAGUUAUUUUAAUUUAGUUUUCAAACAAAACUAACAGAAACCGUUAUUGAAUAAAUAUUCUCGUUUUAUCCGAUUUUCUCCUAGAAUUAUUAAAAAAAAAUUGUACAAGAAAACCAAAAAAAGACUCCCUCAAUGCACCAACUAUAGAGAUACAUUUUCUACCAAAAACAAUCCCCGAAAUUGAUUAUUAGAACGAGAUUUCUAGUCCGAAAAGUUGUUUACAAGCAGACAAAUAUAGCAUAUCCUAGUAAAAAUAAAAAAUAAUUGAUAAUGUAACGAGUGAAAAAAAAGUAUCUCGUGUUUUCAGCCAAAACCGUAAAAAUGAUUUUCGAAACAAAGCACGCCCCAAAAUGUUAUCACUUUGCUUUUAAUUUUAAAUUUUUAGAUUCAGAGUGCGUUGCUUUCACGCCGUAUAUUAAAAUACAUUAUAACAUUGCGCAAAAUAUGUUUUCAUAAUAAAACGCAUUUCGCCUUUUUAUAGAAUGUUGUGAGUCCGAAAUAACGAGAGAAUACGAAGAGAAAAUUUCUUUUGAUUUCUAUUGUAUUAUAAUAAUUUAUACCAUCUGUGUUUCGGUGAGAAACACGCCUCUGAGUUAGAGCGUCCCGAGUGCGUCUCCUCUGCCGUUAUCCCCCGGGACCUCUUACCGAAUACACGUACCGAGAGGACUCGCGGAGUUUUCGACCGCCCGACACUUUGUCCGUUUAGUUUCGGCCGGUUUUUUCUCCUUUUUUUUUUUCUUUCUUUGAACCGCGGCAGUCCGUCUCGUUCCGCAUAUUUUUAAUAAUAUCCCGCAACCAGAUUAUUAUACGCACGGACGUUUAAUAUCAUUAUAAUACAUCCCGUCGCAACUGUAACAGGACGAUUAUUAUCAUUAUGAUUAUGACUGUCGUCACCGCCGCGCGGAGUUACAUGUUGAUUAACCUGUUGAUUCGUAACGGUUUUCGCGCGUGUGUAUCCGCUGCCGCCGUUCAAACACGUAAAGUCAUUAUAAAUGUAUAAUGUUUUAGUGGAUAUUAAACGGUCAAACAACUAAUAAAAAAAAAACUGAAAAUUCAACAUAUUAUAUAGAACGUGUACCGUUCAAACGGAAUGGAUCAGAGACGGCCGACCCGACAAUCCCGGCGAGACCGUUCGUCCUAUACCGACUCGAAAAAUCGUCAGAGACGUCGACGUUUUCGAUUUUAAAACGGACACGAUCCAGAAUCAUAAUUUAAACAUUUUAUUUUUCGUACCUGCUUUUUUUUUCUAUUGUUUUUCACAACGCGUGUUUUCGACUGUCGGACGCAUUUAUUACAAUAGAUUACAUUUUGGUAAUUUUAGUAAUUGGUUAAAUAAAUUAUUAUCACAACAAGUAUACCCAUUACAGUAAUAAAAAAAAGUACCGUAUUAAAAAAAAAAAAAUUACAGAAUUACCUAUAUCUUUACUUUUGGGAUACAUUUUCCAUGCUAUGAAAAAUAAUCUACCUUCAUAUUUAGAAUACAAGCUGAUUAAACUUCGCAACUUCUAUUAACAAAAAUUAAUUUAUACCUGAAUACUAAUCAAAAAUAAUAUUGAUAAUUGAUUUUUAAAUUAACUAUAAUUUUUAAACAAACUUACAUUUUUAAAAAAGAUCACCUGUCAUACAAGUAGAAAAAAUUAAUAACACAGUACCUAUUUUAAGUACAUAUAUAAAUAUUAAACAAUUCAAUAUAAAAUAAUUGUUCUGUUUUUGUUAUGUUCUAGAAACAUUUGUACACAAAUAUCUAAGUUGUAGGUUCUUAGAGAUUAUAUUUUCUUUGUUUAUUGAAGCCAAAGUAUUUAAACGAUCCUUUUUUCAUUUGAUUCCUCGUGUAAUCGUUGACAUGAAAUAGUUCUUUCAUAUCCAGCACCGGAUACUGGAAUAGUUAUUAUGAUAAAAGCUAGUUUAUAGUAGUUCAAUUAGAUUUAUUAAGUUGUUUAUUUUAACAUUAUAAUGUAUUUGAUAUUUUUUAAUAGACGUUGAUAAAAUUGUUUAGUUCUACCAUUAGAUAAGGCUAGUCCAUUAUUGUCUAAAAAACAGGUAUUUUUAUCAAGACCCUUUUAUUUAUCUUUUUCAAAUGACGUUAUCCUCGAAUAUAAAAAUGAAUUAUUAUACACAAUAAUAAUUGUAUUACUCUAUAGUAAUCACAAUAGAAGUAUUUCAAUGUGCAUAAUCACAUUUUUGAUAAUUUAGUAAAAAUAAAUAUAUUUUGAAUUUGGAGGGCCUGCCCUGGGCCAGAGUAAAUUUAAGGUGGGCCUGGCCCACCCAGGCCCUUUGGCUACGUGCCUGCAUGAGUCAUGAUUUUUUUUCUUGUAACCAAACUUUAAACUAGAAAUCAACAAAAUAAAACCAAUUUAUCGGCAUUUAUUGUUAGUUUUUUUUUUAAAUUUUAUAAAAAAAUUUGGAAAUCUAAAAAUUGUUUCAGAAAAAGUAACAUCUAGUUGAAAAUCUAAACCUUUAAUUUAGAAUAAUUUUAAAAUAAUGCGAAUAAUUUAGAGUCAUUUUAAUAAUUGAAAAAGUAUUUUUUGAUUUUAUUUUAUUUUUUCUAUUUUAAUCUUCUUCUUCUUUUUGUAUGCAGUCAUUCAUUUCGCAGUUAAAUUUUAUCCGUUCAGUUGCCAAGUGUCUAUUUUAGUAAUAGACCAAUAGAUUCUUUGAAAAGCCGCCUACUUGGGUAUUUGGAUAUACAAAAAUACGUUAAGAUAUAAUAGGUUUUAUUAUAUUGGUAAUAAGGUUUACUUGCAGUGAAAUACUGAAAUAAAAACUUUACUAGAUAAUAUAAACUACCUAUAAAUAGUUCAUGAAAGAGAAAAAACCAGCAGGAAAGCAAAAUAAUAUAGUAUAGAAUAUGUACUAUGUAUACAGACAGGAAAAAAAAAAAGGAAGGUAACAACCCCGUAUUCCGAGGAUUAACUUCUUCGUUUCUUUCUUAAACAACCGUUUUUAAAUAGAUUUAUAGGGACACCUAAAUGUUAAAAUCGGAUUUAUUUUUUAUUCGAGAAACUGCGCGACGCAUUGUGUACAAGCAAACAAUAUUAUAAUACGUUCAAAAAGAACUAUUGUAUAAAUAUAGCGACCGUGGUUAGGUUCGGAGUGGAGGGGGGGUGUACAGAAAUUUCCUGGCGUAUUUUUUACUAGAAAAAAAAAACCGCAAAGAAAAGGAUAUCGUUUUUUUUUUUUUUUGGUGUUUUAUUAUUAUUAUUAUUGUAGUUGUCGUAGGUAUGCACAAUAUUGUCCUUAAAUAUUAUCGUGUUUACAAUUGAAAUUACGCUUGUGACACCUACUGUACGUCGCGUAGUGCAUAUUACAAUAUAUUAUUGACACUGAUGCGCGAUCAAUGCGAGAACCGGUGCAUUAAAAUAUUCGUAUUGAACAUGAUAUCGCACCGAAAAAAUAUCAGCAGUCAGAUAAAAAAAAAAAAAAAAAAAAAAAAAAAAAAAAAAAUAAAAGGAAAGAAAAAAAAAGACCACCGGCUGGCACGUAUAGUGUCGUAUGUGUACAACAACCUGUUCGCGGACGAUUGAAUUCACACGGUCCGAAACGCCCGCCGCAGCGACGGUAGCAACAGUUAUUAUUACGAUUUACAUUUAUCCUCGUAACAGUAUUAUAUUAUUUUGAGCGGAAUAUUUACGCGAGAGAAAAAAAUCGCUACAACAAUAAUAAUCCGCGAUGAAAUAAUAUUAUUGUUUCGUUACGAUCGACGUCGUAUGUUUACACGGCCGGGAGUUAGGAACAAUACCGUAGUACUGGUAUUUGCUGUGUGCGUAUGUAACAGGAAGUAAAUAUUUGCACGGAUCCACCGCGUGUUUUCAUCGUAAUAUUUUGACGGACAAACGACCCAACAGUAGAAUAUUACACAAUAAUAAUAAUAAUAAUAAUAUCGCGUCGGUAAAUAACGAAAUGUGCGGAUUUUCUAUCGUAAUAUAAUAAUAUUACGUGUACCUAUAAUAAUAACAAUAAUAAUAAUAACGGUGCGACGUGCGCGUUUUCGACAGGAAGAACCGGCGACGUGGACGUACCGUCUGAACCGGGAAUCGUCAUAUCCAGAAAACAGCGGAGGGGCAGGACCGCGUUCACGGCCCAACAGCUGGAAGGGUUGGAAAGGUCGUUUUUGUCCUGCCAAUAUCCAGACAUUGCGGCCCGGGAGACGCUAGCCGCGAAGUUCGGACUUCCGGAACCCCGAGUACAGGUAAGCCGGCGGGGUUUUAGGCCCAUCGUUGGAUUGGAUAAUCGAUAUUUUUGCUUAUGUGAAAAGGUAAUUUUCAGUUAUCUAUAUAGAUUACGUAAAGAGAUGACCGAUUUGUGUUAAGACACAAUUCAUAGAAAUAAUAUUUUUAGUAGAAAGGUAAUUUAAUUCGAAACGUAUAUUAUUGAAUAUUCAAAAAAAAUGAAGUGAUUAUGACAUUUUUGUGAAUUACUAGAGGUGACCAACGUGAUGAGAAAAAAUACCGUCUGUAGGGGAAUGAUUUUGUAAUUUACUUAAUUAAUGUUCAAUAACGUGCGCAGGAGGAAGGAAGCUAUUAUAAAGCUUCUGUCCCCUUCCCUUGGCUUAAAAGUACAAUUAUUAUGAAUGUUUAUUUAUAGUAAUAUAAUCCUGACAUUUUAUAUUUUAGCCAAGUUACUAAAAAAAAAUCUUGAUUACUUGAAAAUAUUUUUAUUUUUUUUUUCGAUCUGGCUUUUAAAAUAUUCUCAUUGUCGGUUCAGGCACAACAUAAGAUAAUUCUACGGUUUAUUAAUAUAUCAUUAUUAUUAUUUUCUACAUUUCUUCCCGUUGAAAAUUCCUGGACACGUCACUGUUAAUAUCUCCGUAAUUAGUACAAAAUAAUUUAAAACACUAAGAUACGAAAUUUCGGUUUUAUCUUACAAAAAAUAUUUAGUUAUGUCAACGUUAUCAAGAUUAUCAUUUAGAUGAUUUUAUCUAUUGAUAAUCUCAACACGACUGGUCCCCAACAACAACAUUAUUAUUAUACACCACAGUUUUUAUAUUGUUUUGAAGGCUUGCACGUUCGAUUGUCUGACAUUUACUAUUUGAUUAAUACUAAAAAAUAUGUCUUGGUAGAGAGAUUUGUCUUGCCAUUUUAUCAAAAAUACGACUUUCUUUAUAAUAUGUCGAUAGAUAUUAAAAUAACUUUUUAUCGUUUAUACAGGUGUGGUUCAGCAAUCGGCGAGCGAGAUGGAGGAAACAAAAUAGUUCUAACGUACAGCACAACAUAAUCAGCAGUAAUUUUUCCGAGAACUUAAACACGCCUUCCUACACCGGUACCUAAUAUUUUAAGACUUAAACGUAUACUAUACGAUUUUAUUGAACGUCGACAGUAUUAUUAUCGUUGUUAAAUAUUCAAAUUUAUCGGCUAAUAUAUCGGAAAAACACAAUACACAGACUAUAUAGAGCAUUGUCCUAGCACAAACCUAGAUUCAAAGUACUAACUAAUAAAAGAAACAUAUUUUUUAUUAAUUGAUAGUAAUAGCUGGUGAUAAAAAUAUGUACUCAGCGAUUUUGAAAUUUACAAAACCUAUUUCUUUUAAACCUUUCAUAUUUUCCACAUAGACGCAUUUUUGAUUAUAUUAUUUUUAUUUUUAUUUGUAAUGUUUUUUUGCGAUGUUUUUACGUUCAGUGUAGGUUUAUAAUUCUGUCACAACACGUGUUUAUGCACUGUAUUUCAGUAGGUUUUUUCGACAUCUCUAUAUCGUUUAUAUUUAUUAUCAAACAUUGUAUUUGUUCCGUAUUCUUAAAUUGUAUACAUAUACAAUACAGUUAUAUUUUAUAUUAUCGACUUACACGAAGUCAGAACAGUUUAUAUUCGUUUUAUUUGUACAGAUUUGUUCUCCGACAUUGUGUUCCGGAAACGCUCGUUUAGACUUUAUAAUAGUGCAAUAGUUUUUCUAUAGUACUUACCUGCUCGACAUGCAGCGAUUUCUCCGUCCGGUACCUGGGUCGCCAUAUAAUAAUAUGAUUGUGCGCCCUGAGUUUGUAUUAUACAGCACCCGACCGAUAUUGUUGACGUUACGCGCAGUUUUUUUGAUAGCGAAUGGGUUGGUUUCAUUUUGUUUAACUAUAUAUUAUAUAUAUUUAACUUAUAUUCAGUAACGAGUAUUACAGUGUUCGAAUAUGCGGGUAUUCUGUCGUUUUUGGUAGUAUUUUUAAGGGUUUUUUUUUUCCAAAUGAUAUAAAUACAAUCGUAUACCGUUUACGAGGACAUUAAUUUUGAAUUGUAUCGAACAAAAUGUAUUGGUUUUAAUAUGUGUGUGAGUGUGUGUGUAUUAUUUUUCUGUGUGCAGUAAACGAAUUUUUCAGAAAUCUUGCUCAAUUAAAAAAUAACAAGACAACUUUUUUCUAUAUUAAAUUUUGUAUCUAGUUGGCAAAUAAGUAAGUUAGGUUUUUGGUUUGUCAACCAGUUUUCGUGAUAAUUGCGAAAUACUGGAAAAAAAAACUUAGGAAAUACGGUGUUAAUAGUUUCGUUAUUUUUGAUUUUUAUUUUUUGUUGUAAAUCGGCUAAAAAUUAUCGUAAUUAGCUGAAUAUUUUUAUUAUCCCAUUUUAACGGGACGUUCAAAAAAUUUUAAUGAUAUUUAAGCUAUUUUUUUAGUUUUGUUUUUUGUAGGUAUUAUAAUUAUUAGACUUAACUGAAACCUUCAAAAAUUUAAUAUGAAGUUCAUUAUAAGUUGUAUUUAGUUUUAAAAAAAACUGAUUGUGAACAAGUUUUUUUAUUAUAUUUUGACGAAACUCGUAUGAAUUACGGCAUUCAUUAUAUGCGUAACCGAAUUUCGCUCAAAAUCGUAUUUCUUUUGAAAUGGUUUUAUAAUGGCUUAUAUAUAUGAAUUAAACAAAUUUAAUUAUUCAACCUUUCCGAUUUCCCACCCAUAGAAGUAGCACAUUUUUUUGGCCAACGACUAGUACAACAUCUCAAUAUCUAUUGACUAUAUGUAAGAUAUGUAAAAAAAUGACAUUUAUUUUUAACUUUAACCCGUCAAUAUUUAUUGUUUAUUCGAAAUUAUUGAGAAUCAUAUUCGUCGUUUUUGUAUAUUAUCAUUUUUAAAAUGUUUAAAUGAGUAACAAACCGAACAACUUCAUAAAUUAUACAAUAAUUGGGUACAAAUCGACCGGUUUUUUUUUUUUUUUUUUUUAAUGAAAACGUGUUAAGUUUAAUGUAUAACGGAAUUCUAACCGAACAUAGAAAAAUGACAUUAUAUACUGUUACUUAAUAAAAUAGCAUCACUUUUUUACCGAGUUUAUUUCAUUAUUACUAAAAUACUUUUUUAAAAUUAUACAAUAUUAUUCAUAUAAUAUUUUUACUUAUAUUUUGUAAUGUUUUUAUUUGGAGCCAGCGAAUAACAAGCAUAAGUAAUCGAAAAUAAAUAUGUUUUCAUCGUAUAGUCGAUUAAAUUAUGAAUAAAUUAAACGUACGUUCGUGCUGUAUAUCGCCUCAAACAAGAUGAUGAAAUGCAUAGGUAUAUCUACAACCCAACCCGGCUGAUGGGUGCCUAUCAUUUAUAUUACACUGAACUGAAUUUCGAACGUUUUGUGAGGCCAACUAGUUUACGAGAGCGUAAUGUAAUAAUAAUAUAACAUUUUUGCCCGUCGAUAUUAAUAUUAUGGUAAACGACGGUAAUUAUUAAUUUUUACCACCGGCCAACGCAUACAUACAUAAUAUAUUGUGUGCUGUAAGUAAUACGAACAAUAUGUCAAUAUCUUUAAUAGAACUAAUUUUAUUCGUCUGCUAAAGCAAAUACCUAAUAUAUUAUAAUACUAUUGCCGAAGAAUCAAUGUAUUAUAUAAUAUUUUGUAUGGGUGUAAUAUUAUUAUUAUCAUAUUACCUGUGUAUGAAAGGCCCGACCUUAGAAUAUUAAAUAAUUGUAUUUGCGUUGAAAUGAAUUCUGGUAAUACGUAUUACCUACUGUAUUGGUUAAAUUUUUUAGCGAAACCUUUUCCCAGAGAUUCUGCAAGUACGGAAAAUCCCUCAAUGGUCUUUUAACUGUUUUACUAUGGCAUUCAGAUGAUGAACAAUAUUUUGUUACGAUAUUUAAUGAAACAGUUGGCGUUUGAUUAUAGUAUGUAUACCUAGUCGCUUAUUGUGCCAGCCACCGAACAUAACAAAAUUUGGUAUUGUACAUCGCCACAAUAAUGAUAUAUUGCAUAAUAUUAUUAUUAUGCCUACUCAUUUCCCGAACAUGAUGUAAUGAGGCACCUAUUAUUUCGUACUGCUCAAAAUAAUAAGUUUCUGUUUCGCAUACUCAUCCGCCAUCUAGUGGUUUAAAAUUACCAAAACAUCGUACGAUUGUUUCGCCACCCGGUGACGCGCAAUGUCGUCACACUUCCACAUUCGUAUCCGUGUAGAUAGCGUCACAUCCAUUUUAUUAUUUUUAAACUCGAAAUAAUACUAUUUUUGACAUAAUGAUUGGUUUGGACAGUGGGAACAGUUAACGGACACUUAAUUCAUUUAAAAAAAAGGAACAAUUGUAACAAUAUCAUAGGACAUUUAAAACAUAUAUUUAGAUUAGGUACUUACGACCUACCGACUUGUCAAAAUUAGAUUUGAUUUCUAACAAAAUAAACUAUUAUCAUUAUAAAUAAAUGUGACUUUAUUUCCCAAACUAAUUGUUUUAUUUCCAACAGGAACCGCCGACUGGAGACUUCCCAGCGUCCAGUACAACGGAUACUACGAAGGGUGGGACGGUUAUCAACAGAACGCCCGGACGAACGCCGCUCAACAAUACGGAGACAUGUUAGACAAUUUGUAUAACUUCUAUCAAAACCCUUAUCAGCAAUAACAUAGAUAUUAUACUAAACUUACUGACGUUGUUUGUGCAGUCAUCAAAUACAUUAGCACGAAAACAUUUUUUUUUUCUCUGAGUGAAUGUAAAAUGUUAUGUUUACAUAUCAUUACUCUCAGUGGCGUGCCCAGAAAUUAUCUACGGGAGAGGAUGUAGUAAAUAAGAAUCAUGAAUAAAUCAUAAAUUCGUCUCUCUACCCAAAUCGACUGUGGGUAUUGGUAAUUCAAAAGCCCAAUCACAAAAAAAUGCCCAUUUCUAAUCAAUAUGUCAAGGUUUUUCCUCAUAACUUGGUUGAAAUAAAUGCAUUUCGACGUUAACAUGCUCAUAUUUUGUUGUAUUUUAAGCCCAUAGAGGGGGAUAUAACUCCUAACCUCCCCUCCGCGCACGCCACUGAUUACUCUUGUUUAUCGAUUAAAACGAAAUAGGUACACCAAAAUCCUACAUAAUUUAUUUGUAAAUCGUUUUUCGGUAAGCCUGCAUUUAUUAAUUUGUUUCAAUUUAUACCUACUGGUUCAAACUAAAUCACCAAAAUGUCACUAUAGUCGUAUAUUUAAUACCUAUAGGUAUUUGUCUUAUAUCGUUUACACAAAUAAUUUCGUUGCAUAAUAUAAUAUCAUAUUACUUUACUUGAUGAUAUUGUCUUUUUCAAUUUGCAAUAUUCAAUUUAAUUUAUUUAUGUCUUGUACAGAUAAUCUUACAAUUGUUUACAUAUUAUUUUAUUUAUUGAAAAAAAAUAAAAAAAAAUAAUAAUAAUAAUAAUAAAAUAAAAACCACGUACGAAAAAACCUCAUUGAGUUACAGAUUGUUAUAUUUACAUGCAUAAAUAUUACGAAACACUAUUAAACGUCUUGGCGAACAAUAAUAAAAUAUACAUAAUUAAUAUUAUGUUAUGAACACCGUUAAUGAUUUUGUCCCGUAAAAAGUUCGAUGAUAAAACACUUUAGAUUUUAAGCGCAGCGUUUUCCUAUGAUGUGUACGAUUUUAAUAUUUUUUCUCCAAUCUGUUUCUACCAGAAAUAUUGCUUCGUCUCCAAGCGACGCAUUUGUUCGUUUAUUUAUUUAUUUUUUUGUAUACAUACACAUACAUUUUUAUUUAUAUAUUUAUUUACUAUAUUCAGAAAAAUGUUGUCUAUUCGGUGCAUUGGAAAGUUGCUUUUUUAUUUUCCUUGUAGUUUUUCUAAUUACCCGAGGAAAACUCUUCCGGGUUUACUGAAACAACGAUUUCAUUAUUAUCGAUUUUGUUUUGUUUUUUUUUUUUUUUUUCUAUAAUUUAGCUAAAAAUAAUUAUAAAGAACUGAAAUAUUUACGAAUACUCAUAUUGCUUCUUUUUUUAAAUUCGAUAAAGUCAUUUUAGUGGUUUUUUAUAAGCCAUUUAUAACCAUUUUACAUUUUCGAGUUUUUUUUUAAUUUUUAAUAAGUUUAUGCAGAUAAAAUUGUUCUGACCGAGCAGAUAUGCUUGAAAAUGUACAAGUUUCGUCAUAAAUUGUACUCAACUUGGUUAAAAAAAAAAAAAUUCAGUGUUAUGUUGUACUUUUUUGUAUGCUUCAUUCAGUUUAAAAUUUUUACGAAAAUCGUAAAAACUACGAAUUUUUAAAACAAUCAAAAUAAACAUGUUAAUCGAAUUUCGAUCAAAAUCGUAUUUCGUUAAAAUCUAUGUAUCAUUGCCUAUAAAUCAUUAAUUAUAUAAAUUCUAAUUUACCAAUUUUUCAUCUAUAACAGUAGUGGAGCACACUUCAACAGUAUCAGCUUUUUUUUUUUCUCUCUAACCAAUAAUCGACCCACGUAGUAGGUUUUAUAUAAGGGGGCGAGGGGUGAGUUUACUUUUAAUUUCGUUUGGUUUUUUUUUUUAUUUAUAUGGUUUCCGUCAUUUGACACGUGUGAUAAUCAAAGUACAGCGACAAUUUAUUAUUUUUUAACCGUUUCGUAUACAAAAGGGUAAAUGGGGGAGGUAAACAAACAAAAAUAAUGAAUAAUAUUAUCCUCGGGUGAACACGACCGAACGUUUCGAAAACAGUAUCGAUACUAUAGUGACACGAAAUUCGUAUUUAAACCGGUGUUUCUCCUCUUUUAGAUUCGAAGCGUAACGUGAAAUUGAUUGGUUUUACAAUGUUAUUUAUUUAUUUUUGUAUUUAUAAAUAAUUUUUCUACCAUAAAUCUUGCUCCGAUUUUCAAAUGUAGUACCUUUCCUAAAAGGAAAUUUUAUUUGGAUUGUUUUUAAGUAUUUUAAGAAAGCCAUUUUCUAAACGGUUUUCAUAUCAAUGUAGUAAACACGGGAAAAUGUUCGUACAUGUAUAAAGCAAACUUCGCCCCAGUCGUUUUUCGUUUCAAUGUUUUAUCGUUACGUACAGAUAAAAAUUAAAUACCCUUCUACAUGCUACCUUUCCGAACUCCUUUUCACAAUAGUGGACUACCCAUCGUGCAAAGUAUAUUCAUUUUUUUUUUCAUUCGCGUACCUUCAGACCACCCGUUUUGAACUAUUAUAAUAAUUUCACGCAUGCUGCGUGUCAUCCGAUAUUCACUUGUUACCCAAAAUUGUGUGAUCAAAUUUUAUGCACGGUCCUGGAAUACAAUAAAUGGAAAAUCAGAAAUAUAGGGAAAUAUAAUAUACCUAAGUAAUUGUUAUAAUCAUCCUGCUUGUGGCUUUUUAUAAACUGUUAACACGUCAUAACAAAUCGUACCGAAAAUUCGAUAAAUUAUAAUUUGUAUAAUAUUUUAUUGUCAUGCAAAAUACGUUCUACAGGAAGUGUAGAACUUCGAUUUUUGAUUAUUUAGCCAUAAACCACAAAAACUUUUUUUAUCAAAACAAAUUGCAAUAAUAUUGGUCGAAAUCAAACGUAUUUAAAAGAAACUAUCGAAAUCGUACUACUCUUGAAUGUAUGAGAGUUCUUCCAGAGUGUACAGAGUGUAUCAAUAACUCAUUUAUAUAAAAAAAAAAAUAAAAAACAGGUGACACAAGCCUUUUCAAUAUUUUCAUUUUGGUGCAGCCCUAUAGAUUGGGAAUCGUUGGUUGAUUUAAACACUUCCAUUAGAAUAAUAAUAUAUCAGCGUUAAAAGUAUUUUUUUCAUAGAAUAAUCUAGAAGAUAAUCUAGAUACCGACAUACUUUAUAUUAUUUUAUUAAAAUCAAACUAUCUUACCUUUAAAUGAUAAAGAUAUUUUUAAUAAUCUGUAUUAAAUACGUGGAUAACACAAAAAACGUUUAGAUUGUAUCAUUUGUUUGAAAAAAAAAUCGUAUUUCAAUACUAAAAUAAAGUAUUAGAUAGAUCUAUUAUAUAGUACAUAUACUGUUUUUAGUAUUUAAUAAUAUGUUUGGAAUCUGGUUUACCUACGUAUAUCUACGAAUUUAAAUAAAUCGCCUGUAAUUAUUAUAAUUGUAUGUUAUAUCUAAAUAACUGAAAAUUAUUAUUUACCUUUAUCUGAAUAAGUCUUUAAAUCAUUUUAUUUUUAUUUUCUAACUAGAUAAAUAUCAGGUAUCUGCGUUGUGUUAAAAACAUUUUUUUUUUUUUUUCUGGACAUUAGAUUCGUUAUAUAACGAAUCAAUUACGCUCAAUAAGCAAUAAUAUUAUUGUGUUUACACCAGUGUGUUGUGUGUAAUAUAAAAGUGAUGAAGAAACGUUUUUUUUUUUUUUCUGGUUAUUUUGAUUUAAACAGAUUCAACCAGUCGGCCGGGAUGGUUUACGGUGGAUUGCCGCCGCCCAACGAAUUUACAGCUAACCCGAUGACCAAACGUUUGCCGCAGCCAAUGUCACAGCCUCAGUCGACCGCCACAGCCGUAGCCGCGACUUCCGCUGCAGCCGCCAUGGGUUACCAUCAGAAUUCUUCGCCGUCGUCGUCGUCGUCCGUGACAGUCGGCCGCUGGACGGAAUUCGGCAAGCCCGCCGCCCUUGCAGCCGCCGUCCAAUGUCCUUCUUACUUCAACAAUAAUAUUCUAUUAUGAUACGAUCAUUGUUGUAUAACAAUAUUUUUUAUCAAACGUCGAGAAAAAAAUACAGUCGAUAUAAUAUAAUAUUACCAGGAUUCGGGACUUGUAGCACUUAAAUUUAAAAAAAGCUCCGAAAUCAUUUAAAACAAUGCAUUUGAAAAAGCAAAAAAGGUAGAGGGAUUUCUCCUAUGGCUGUAACUUAUUAAAUUACAUAUUUUAACACUACAAAAGUAACAAUAAUACAAAUAAUGUUGUUUACAUCAAAUAAUUGUACGUAUUUAAAAAAAAAAUUACUUUGCAAUAAUCAUUUUUGUAGUACUUCGUAGAAAAUAGCAUUUAAUAAGUUCAAGUUGUUAGAAGGGAAAUUUUUUUAACUCUUUUACCACUUUUCAAAUAUUUUAUAUUUUUACAUUUUUAAGCGUUUUGCGGUUUUUAAGUACCAUAAAUCCUGAGCUCUGUAUCAUUAGUCAUUCUGUAUUUUUACAGUAUACGUAGAAUUAUAAUAGAUAGACUUAUAGUAUAGAAUUUUAAUAGAUCAGUGAUAUCACUGAUAACUGAUUAAGUAUGUAUGUGCCAGAGACACAAACCUGUAGUUUAUUUGUUUAAAGAGUAUUGUAGUAAACGCGUCUUAUUGAUAAUAAUCGAGUUAAAAAUUGGAUAGUUAACGAUAAUAGUUUUAAGUUAUAACGUCAAUAAAAUUUAGAACUCGAAGAAUAUUCAAUUCUUAUCCUAGUUAUAAUCAAUGAACAUUAUGCAAUUGUUUUAUUAUACUCUUUGAAAAAAUGAGCUGUGGAUAGGAUUUUCUGUUUCUCGACUAUUUUUCUGGGGGGAAGGGGGCAGAUAGCUUAUCACAUGGGCGUUCAGUUUAUAUUUACAAUUCCAAUUGUCUAAUCUGCUGACUACAACUAUAGGUUUUUUUGUAUUAUAAUCAGUUUUUCUGUGCGAUAAAGUUUAUCAUAAAGGUACGCACAUAAUAAUCAACAGCAGCUUGAAAAUCAACUGUGCUGUAGGAAGUUUUAUCUAAUGCUUGAUUUAUUUCGUUAACUUUGGGGUUGUGGGUCCAGCACCACUUCAUCACUCAUCCUUUCUCCCUCCGUAAAUAUUCCACCGAUUUCGACGCGUUAUAUUAUACAAAUCGAGUGUAACGUUCGGUUUAUAUAUUUUAAGGCUUCGGGUCACUAAUUACACUAUUGUACACCGUUGGCGAAUAUUUUUCACCCUCGAGUAAAAUAAAAAAAAAAGCCCGUGAAAUGCGUUUUCGUCGAAAGUAUCGCGAUGAAUAAUAUACAACAAAAACGAAAAAACGACGACGUUUGUUUGCCGAUUUUUUCGCUAAGUUUUAAUCCGUCUCGUUUAUAAUUUAUCCGCGUUUUUUCGGUCACGUGCAGCUAAGUUUAGACGGUCUCACCGACCGUUUUUUCUCAUGUUUGCAAUCUUCCCCCGUUCCCUUGUCCGUUAUCAUCACUUUUACGUACGUCAGUAAGCAUAUCAUUUUCUCGGUAAAUAUAACAUUAUUUUGAUAUCACGCGAUAUUCGCAUACCUAUAGGCUAUAGGUAUAAUAACAGUAACAAAUUAAAAUAAGUCGACGGGACGUUUUGAACGAUCGGCUAAACUUUUAAAAAUAACCGAAUUAUUGUAUAUAUCGAUGUUUAUUAGUUCGUGUAACGUUUUAAGUUUUAAAUGUAUUUGACGAAAUCAUUAUUUUAUAAUAUUCGCACGCUUAUUACCUGCAGUAUCAUGUUGUUUUUUUUAGAUUAAAUUAAAUGUUUGUGUACAAUAUAUUAUAUAUAUACCUAGUUAUAAUACAUUGCGGUAUUAUGUAUCGAAAAUAAAUAAUUGUUCGUCAGUGGCGGCGUGAAUUUUUUUUUUUUUUGUUUUUUAUGUAGUGGUUUCGUUAAAAUUAAAAAAAUCUCGCAUUACCUAAGGCUAAAAAAAGUCUGCAGCUAAGGUUACUAUAAACCGUUACUAAGUAUUUUCUAUUAAAAUAUAUUACGGGUUAAACCUUACCCAACCUCACAUAUAUCCCCAAAAACCCUCUCACUUAAUUCGAUCACGAAGCAACCGCUUAAUAUGCAGGAUAACUAUUCACGCCACUACAGAUUUGUCCGUUAUACAAUUGUUCAAUAAAAAUAAGAGUAUGGUUAUGUGGCUCUAAGUGUUUAUAUGUAUUUCAAUUUUUAAUAAUUUAAGCGAUGAAAUAAAAUUUGUAUAACGGUAUGAGUAUGUCGAAAAGCUCGUAUAAAAGUCAUUGCACUACAACAAAUAUUGUGUUAUUAUUAUUUUCGAAAUACUGUGGAGAUCAAUUUAUUUGACCAUACAAUACUGGUCGGAAAAUUAUUUUUCUUAAAACCUGAAAAUUAAAUAAUUUUGGAUAUAAGUAUCUCGG
This is a messenger RNA of Cinara cedri, 37066 nucleotides long. The record is from the annotation of a GenBank genome assembly. Lineage: Eukaryota; Metazoa; Arthropoda; Insecta; Hemiptera; Aphididae.